CAAGCCGUCUUGCUUUGCUUCCUGGACUCCUCCCGUGUCACCCGCUCCUCUCACUCCCCCGGCUGCGCGAUGGGAAGCCCAGACGAGCGUCAAGCCGUAGCCGCCAGGGAGCUCAUCUGCGCCAGCGCCAGCGACCUUCCUACGAACGAGGGUAACGCCGUCGUCGGCGUCACAAACCUGCCGCUCCUUGGAUUCCUCGCAGCCCUCCCGCACGCCGCGCUGGAGGCCACGGCCGUCGACGAGAUCAACCACGACUUGCCGGCAGGAGACGCCCGGGAGGAAGGACAGGGCGUGGUGAAUCUAUCAGCCCCCCUCAUGCAUCGAUCUGCCUGGCGGAGGAAGCUCGGCCUGUCCUCAAUCAUGGACAACCUGGAGGACGAUGGCCAGAACAAGGACAACAGCACCGUAGCGGGGCUCUCUGCGAAGCGGGGGAAGAAGAGGAGCAAGUACCUCUUGCCACCAUACACCGAUCUUGAUGGGUUGGGUCCUGAUGACAAGGAGGAGGGAGUCAGCGCGCGGGAGGUCUUGCUGUUGGUGCACGGCUUCGCCAAUGACAUCUUUCAUCGGAGGUAUUUUCCUGAGGCUGCAAACGGGUUUCUUGGAAUGCUUAGGAGCUCAACGUUCGCGCUGGAGAAUAAUUUGGCAAAUGCUGCCUCUGUUCCUAAAUGUCCAGCAGAGGAUGUUUCUGCAAAAGUUAGUGUCGAUGAUUCGUCAUGUAGUUCUGAGAAGAAGCAAGGGGGCGGUAUGCUCAAGGGGGGUGGAACGAAGAAUGAUCAAGAUGGAAGUGGAUAUUCUUCUGUCAAAGGGAAGGGGGUAGAGAAAACCACUCCACCAAAAAACCAUCUUGGUCAUGGCUUACUUAUUACUCCCGCUAUUCCUAUCAGGCAAGUGAGUCCAGAAGCUGUGAUAAGCCAAGUGAAAUCAGGAGUUGAGGCAGAUACUCUCACAAGUGUGCAGAGGCAAACGGAAGAAAACGUUCCUCCAACAAUUGGUUUGCUUCCUACGGAUGAAGGUGUAUCUUCUCAGCCCACAGAUGGAAAUGAAGACACUGUCCAAGAACAAGAAUCUAAUGCUUCUCUAGAGGCGAUGGUGCUGGAGGUACCCAACGUUCAACCACCCCGACCUGCCCCGACAAGUCGGCUGAGCAUCCCUGAAAUGAGGAGGGGUGUCAAGCACAUGAUCUCACGCCUCCGAAAUGGAGUCAAGCCCGUCCAGGAGAACCUUCUAGGAGAUCUGCAGAGGCUUAUGGCGAACCUUGACAGGGCACAACCUGCGCCAACUAGCUCCGCGGAGGCUACUUCAUAACCCCCGCCCACCGUCUGGCUUUGUGGCUCUGGUUUGUCCAUAAUUCUGCUGGUAUAUGGACUCUUCUUGUCUUUUUAUUAGUAACAAAAGAAAAUGAUGUAACUGUCUUACUCUUUCAUUGAUAGUGAUGCUUAUAUACAAGUUGAGGGGACGCGAUCAAAGGACGCGUCCGUUCUAGACAGAUGCGACGGUGCU
This is a messenger RNA of Hordeum vulgare subsp. vulgare (domesticated barley), 1500 nucleotides long. RefSeq lists its product as uncharacterized. The transcript is spliced from 2 exons. The record is from RefSeq and is a predicted model, not a curated record. NCBI's taxonomy places the organism in Eukaryota, Viridiplantae, Streptophyta, Magnoliopsida, Poales, Poaceae. Bases 70 to 1305 code for a protein of 411 amino acids.